AUGGACGUCGUCCGCGAGUGCGCCGAGGCCUGGGAGCGCCUCAUCACCGGCAAGACUGCCCCUGGUGGUAUCUCUCUCGCCAACACCACUGUCGCCCACUCUCCCAACCGCAUCGGCUCUGACCAGCUGCCCCAGCUUCCGCCUCACGAGGACCUCGCUCCUGAGAAGAUUGACAGCUCCAUCGACAAGUGGUUCUUCAUCUCCGGUGCCUCUGCUUAA
Messenger RNA from Geosmithia morbida, 219 nucleotides. RefSeq names its product inorganic pyrophosphatase. The record is from RefSeq and is a predicted model, not a curated record. Gene Ontology annotation, cellular component: cytoplasm. The coding region runs from base 1 to 219 and encodes 72 amino acids. The transcript has 2 exons. Gene Ontology annotation, molecular function: magnesium ion binding; inorganic diphosphate phosphatase activity. Lineage: Eukaryota; Fungi; Ascomycota; Sordariomycetes; Hypocreales; Bionectriaceae. Gene Ontology annotation, biological process: phosphate-containing compound metabolic process.